AUGCAGAGUUUGGAGGACAGACGGGUGAUGCAUAUCUCUUAUAUUAAUAUGGAACAGGAAGAUGAUGUAGGACACCAACACCUGCGUAAAAAUGCCCUGAAUGAGCAGAAUGAAAUUCUUCGUCUUCCAAAUAUCCAGUCGUUAGUGAACAACUCUCACGUGGAUAAUAAUCAUUUGCAAAAGGAGUUCUUCUCUCUUAAGAUCAGGAACUGCACUCUGUUUAAAGCUGUCCCAUUGCCUCAUAUUGGCAAAAAAAGGCCACCGCGCUUGAGUGAUGCGGCGAAUGGAGCUGCAUCUUCCAAGGAAUCGCUAGGUCCACUUUUUUCUCCUGAAAAAGAUAUAUUUGAAAAGCUCUUUAAACACUUUGAUAGCACUGCAGUGACAGGCUGGCUGGAGAAGGCACGCAACUUCAUUAGUGACAUGGGCACGUGGAGUUGUUGUGGAGAUAACUUUGUACGCUUUGCACAUUUCUGGCUGUCUGAACUCCAGUACAACCACAAAGAGCAACUGUUAGAACUGGAAAUGGGAGUUAUUGAGGAUGAAGUACGCCUUGCUUUUGAGGGGUCAGGCUCCAAGGAGUUCCAGCCAUCGGAUUUGAAUUCCAUUCUUGCAGCUGCGCUGAGUGAAUAUCCCAUCGGACUUGUGAAUGACCAGAACCCAUAUGUUUUUCUUGACUAUUUAAACCUUAUGUCUUCAGCGGACACAUCUGAAUAUAAGGAAAUGCUUUCAGCUAUACAGUACACAACCAAGAACCCUCAGAUAGCUCAGUGGUUGCUAGCUAUACGAGCAUUUGCACUUGCAAAUCUCUGGCAUGCAAUAGUGAAGGUAAAAAUGCAAUAGUUUUGAAAUGCUAGUGCCAGUUUGUUGCAAUGUUCCUUGUAAAGUACUUUUAAGAUCUGUCAGUGGCCAAGAGAGAUAAUAACAAGAAGUGUUGUAGUAAUAACUUUUAGGCAACCAACAUAAAAAAAAGCUUUAGAGAGUUAGUGAGCUGUCAUACCUUUUAUUAUGAUGUAUGUUGAUGGAGAAGAUUUCAAUAUUUUCAGGCCUGUUGAGUAAAAUGUGUAGAACUGGCUGAUAACAGGCAUUAAGGACCCCAUCCCGUUAUUUCUUCUGAAUUAGUAUAUAAAUAUUACAAGGACAGGGUUGUAUCCAAUACUAGUCCUAUUGCAAUUAGACCUAUUGAAAUUAAUGGACAUGCAUAAUUUAGGUUUAUUAAUUUCACUGUACAGUGGUGCCUCGCAAGACGAAAUUAAUUCGUUCCGCAAGUUUUUUCUUCUUGCGAGUUUUUCGUCUUGCGAUGCACGGUUUCCCAUAGGAAUGCAUUGAAAAUCAAUUAAUGCGUUCCUAGGAAACCGACUUCAGACCAGGUCCGGGGACAGUCUGUCCCCCGACCUCUUCUGAAGGCUGGGGGGGACAAGGGCUUUCUUCCCACCCACCCCAGCAUUUAAAAACCCGGGACAGCGGAGGGCUUCUCCGCUGUCCGGGGCGAUCUUAAAAUGCUGGCGGGCGGCAUUUUAAAAUUGCCCGGGACAGCGGAGGACUUCUCCGCUGUCCGGGGCAAUUUAAAGCCCCUGGGAAGGCAGGCAGGGGGACAAAGACUUUUGCCCCCCGCCAGCCUUCAGAAGAGGUCCUGGACCUCUUCUGAAGGCUGGCGGGGCGAAGUCUUGUCCCCCCCACCUGCCUUCAAAAGCUGUCCAGCCAAGGCUUCGCGGACCUCUCCGCAAGCAGCGGCAGCACUGCCGCUGCUUGCGGAGAGUUGCCGGCAUGCCGAAGCCUGCGCGCGCUGAGAUCAGCGCGCCCAGGCUUCGCGGACCUCUCCGCGAGCAGCGGCAGCGCUGCCGCUGCUUGCGGAGAGUUGCCGGCAUGCCGGAGCCUGCGCGCGCUGAGAUCAGCGCGCCCAGGCUCGCGGACCUCUCCGCGAGCAGCGGCAGCGCUGCCGCUGCUUGCGGAGAGUUGCCGGCAUGCCGAAGCCUGCGCGCGCUGAGAUCAGCGCGCCCAGGCUCCGCGGACCUCUCCGCGAGCAGCGGCAGCGCUGCCGCUGCUUGCGGAGAGUUGCCGGCAUGCCGAAGCCUGCGCGCGCUGAGAUCAGCGCGCCCAGGCUCCGCGGACCUCUCCGCGAGCAGCGGCAGCGCUGCCGCUGCUUGCGGAGAGUUGCCGGCAUGCCGAAGCCUGCGCGCGCUGAGAUCAGCGCGCCCAGGCUUCGCGGACCUCUCCGCGAGCAGCGGCAGCGCUGCCGCUGCUCGCGGAGAGUUGCCGGCAUGCCGAGCCUGCGCGCGCUGAGAUCAGCGCGCCCAGGCUUCGCGGACCUCUCCGCGAGCAGCGGCAGCGCUGCCGCUGCUCGCGGAGAGUUGCCGGCAUGCCGAGCCUGCGCGCGCUGAGAUCAGCGCGCCCAGGCUCGCGGACCUCUCCGCGAGCAGCGGCAGCGCUGCCGCUGCUCGCGGAGAGUUGCCGGCAUGCCGAGCCUGCGCGCGCUGAGAUCAGCGCGCCCAGGCUCCGCGGACCUCUCCGCGAGCAGCGGCAGCGCUGCCGCUGCGCGCGGAGAGUUGCCGGCAAGCCGAAGCCUGCGCGCGCUGAGAUCAGCGCGCCCAGGCUUCGCGGACCUCUCCGCGAGCAGCGGCAGCGCUGCCGCUGCUCGCGGAGAGUUGCCGGCAUGCCGAAGCCUGCGCGCGCUGAGAUCAGCGCGCCCAGGCUUCGCGGACCUCUCCGCGAGCAGCGGCAGCGCUGCCGCUGCUCGCGGAGAGUUGCCGGCAUGCCGAAGCCUGCGCGCGCUGAGAUCAGCGCGCCCAGGCUUCGCGGACCUCUCCGCGAGCAGCGGCAGCGCUGCCGCUGCUCGCGGAGAGUUGCCGGCAUGCCGAAGCCUGCGCGCGCUGAGAUCAGCGCGCCCAGGCUUCGCGGACCUCUCCGCGAGCAGCGGCAGCGCUGCCGCUGCUCGCGGAGAGUUGCCGGCAUGCCGAAGCCUGCGCGCGCUGAGAUCAGCGCGCCCAGGCUCGCGGACCUCUCCGCGAGCAGCGGCAGCGCUGCCGCUGCUCGCGGAGAGUUGCCGGCAUGCCGAAGCCUGCGCGCGCUGAGAUCAGCGCGCCCAGGCUUCGCGGACCUCUCCGCAAGCAGCGGCAGCGCUGCCGCUGCUCGCGGAGAGUUGCCGGCAUGCCGAAGCCUGCGCGCGCUGAGAUCAGCGCGCCCAGGCUUCGCGGACCUCUCCUGCCUUCAAAAGCCGUCCGGGAUAGCGGGAAGCGCUUCCCGGCUAUCCCGGACGGCUGUUAAAAUGCUGGAGGUGGGGAGCAAAGCCUUCGGCCCCCGCCAGCCUUCCUGGACCUCUUCUGAAGGCCGGAGGGGGGGGGAAGGCUUUGCUCCCCACCGCUAGCAUUUAAAAGAGGUCCCCGGAGAUUUCCCUAUGGGCUUUCGUCUUGCGAAGCAAGCCCAUAGGAAAUUGCUUUAUGAGCGCCUCCAAAACGGAAAACCCUUUCGUCUAGCGGGUUUUCCGUCUUGCGAGGCGUUCGUCUUGCGGGGCACCACUGUAUCUAUUUGGAAUAUAACUUAGUUGGAUACAACCUGCCGUGUCUGAACUUUGCACCCCUUUGGGCUGUUUCAAAUGUAUUAUGGUGACAAACCUAUAUUUUUCAUUGCAUCUACACUCGUCACGAACAACCCCAACUUUCUGCCUUGUGCAUGAUAGUUGAAUGCAAGUAUUGUGAGUGUACAUUACUUUUUUAAACAUAAUCCGUUAAGCGCUUCUGUUGGGCCUUCCUAAAUCCACUUGCCCUUGUUCACGCUAUGAGAUAGUUCAAUUGUAAUGCCAAAAUUGCCACCAUCUGACAGAUGCAUGAUUUGCAAGUGGCCACUGAGCCAGGAUCUGAAACUGUGGCUUGAACUGUUUUGCAAACAGCAGUUUGGUCAAGCUGGUUUGGCAUUCCACCCCAACAAAAAUCACCAUUGCGUCUGCUCUUGGAAUCCGUUGUUUGAUAAUUCUCUGAAAAGACAGUGGCAGGGGGAAGCUGCAAAGCCCAUGUUUUCCCUGUUUGGCAUUUCAAUUGAACAAAUCCUACGAGAAGUCUCCCUACUGCAGCAACGUUAGUAAGGUUUUUUUAUUCUAAGCAUAUAUCUGAUACUGAACACAUGUGCUUCUUUUAAAAUAACUGGUUACUCUAGAGCUGUGAAAUUUAUCCGUAGGCAAUGAAUGUGUCUAGAAGUCAGCACAAAUGUCUCAUUAUUAAUCUCAGCUAUAUUCGUCUGGGGUGGAGUGUUGGCCAUGGUGCCUGCCAGCAGCCACUUAAAAAAUUGAACUUUGGCAAUGCAGAUAAGCAUCUUGCCUUGGCUACUAUUGGCAUGGGGGGGGGGGAGAAUGGGUGAGGCUGUCAGGGAUCCUUAGGGCUGGUUCCAUUGCUACUCAUGACAGUUGUUUAACUUGUUCCUAGGCAAAGGUCUUUAGCUGAACAUGGGCUAAGCAUGCUGUUAAACUGUGUUUAAAGGUGAUUGUACACCAGCCUCCCCCAACCUGGUACCUUUUAGAUGGUUUGGGCUACAACUCCCAUUGACCAUAGCCAUCAUGGGGAACGGGCAUGGAAGAUGGUAGUUCAAAACAAGGUGCAGGGGGAAGACUGGUGUUCAAUAUUGGGUAAAAAAUUGCCAUGGAUGCAAGCCUUCAUUCUAUUUAAUAAAAUAAUCAAGAGUUGGAAUGCUGUAGGAAUCUUGUGUCACGCUCUUCUUAUUUCUUUUAUUUUUCCUAAGAGGAAUAGCUUUGCUUAGUUUCUUACAGGAAGAACAAUAACCAAGUGUCAUGGGGCACCCUAAAUACUGACAUACAUUGCGGCAUAAUUUCUUGGGGAUCAGCGAUUUCAUAUCCGCAUUCUCCCUCUUUUUGUGCAUUUGAUGAAGUGGACUCUGGUCCAUGAAAACUUUUACCAUAUUAAAUCUGGUACUUCAAGAUCCUUUUGUGUGUGUGCAUUGCUACCAAAGUCAUGAAGACUUCUGUCUCCUUGCAGUUUUUUACUGAUUUUUGCGUGUACACACACAACCACAAAUCAGAAUGCUUGUAAUAAAAGCCUUAAUAUGAAAUUGUGGACUGUGAGGAAAGUCUUCCAUUUUAAAAAUGACAUUUUAAGCUAUUAAGAAAACAUGUUGGAUAGAUGACUUAGUAAUUUUCAGCUAGAUCUGUGAGGCAAUAUAUAUUACAGAUGUAUAGCCCUUAUGUCUUUUAACAGCAUUCAAUUUAUAGUUCUGUCCCUAACGGUUCAUUGCAGAAUUUUUAUCCUUAUGCCGAAUAUAGAGGAUAUUGUGUAUAUAAGCACCGCCAGUAAGGCUUCUUUUUUUCCUUACCCAUAAAGUACCAGUAGUUAUUCCAAACAAAUGCCAAAACCACUGCUUUGUCUGACUGUAUGUGAGUUUAAAAUAUUGGAUGACAUAAACUUGAUUUUUUUUAAAAAAAGAAAUCCAUAUCCAAAUGAGAACUAAAUGUGUUGCAAUAAAAAAACUCUUAUCCAGUGAGCAGAAUAUAGCUGCUCCCUUUAGGUGUUAGGCUCUUUGUGGGCUGCCAUAUGAUUGAAGCAUCUGAUUGGGUGGAGGAGUCAAUGGUGGUAUCCACCUAAACUGUUUUGCUGGCACUAUCAGCUCCCCUAACCUAUCAGAGCAGAUCUAUAGGGUGCAUCGGGAGAGGAGAGGGUGGGGAAGUUUCAUUGUGCAGCUAACACUUAUUGUACUAGUAGAAUAGCUGGCUCUCAUUUCAGGCCUUUUCCCAAUGUGUAGGAUGUUGGAGGAGCAGCCAGGCAUGGUGUCAGGGCACCAUGUUCCCCUGUAUUUGUUUGCUAGCCCUUCAUGUGGCCAGUGUGUGACGAGAGCUAAUCAAACCCUUGAAAGAUAGAGAACAUCCACCCACAAAGGACAGGCGUAUUCACCGGUGUUUAGUGGUAUGGUUAUGCUCUGCUUUCAGCAAUCAUCUUUUGUUUUAAACCUUUUUAAAUCUCCUUGAGCCAGAGCAGACAUAAUGUUUCCCAUCCCUGAACCAUGCUUAAAGGAUUAAAAAUGCACCAUAGGUUUAUUAGCUUCCUUUCUCACCAACCCUUUUGCCAUACUUCAUUGUUUUGCCAACAUUCAACAAUAAUGAGGAUUUGCUCCUGACGCUUUGGAUUUGAAGUCAUAGCUAGAAUCUGGUUUCACUUCUUGGAUUAGGACCAAAUCCUAGUUCGUGUUAACCAUGGCUAGCAUCCAUGUACAACAUCAAGCCAUGUUUAAGGGAUGAAAGUAAUGUAAUUGACUCAUUGUCUGGAGAUUACUUAUCUUUAACAGAAGUUUUGGCAUCUUUACUUUCUUUGCAUUUGGCUGGCUUCUUUCUGCAGUCUUGCAUCUCGCACUGGAACAUUAACAUAACUCAGGUGUGCAUUGGUUUUCUGUGCAUUUGUCAUGUUGAGGUGUGAGAAUAAGCCAGUGGAGCACUUACGUUUUAAGGCAUUUAUGAGGGCAGAAAGCAUAAAUCUUAACUGGAAAUCAUAGUUUCCAGUUUCUUGCUUCUUGUUUAGAUCAGAGCUGGGGAACAUUUGGUGCUCUGGGUGUUACAGGACUACAACUCCCAUCAUCCCUGAUCAUUGACCAUUCUGCCUGAGGCUGAUGGGAACUGGAAUCCAACUAGUUUCCUCAUUUAGAUGCUAUAGAUAUUUUAACUGUCAUUUAGUUACUGUGAAAUACAGUGGUACCUUGGUUUACGAACUUAAUCCGUUCCGGAAGUCUGUUCUUAAACCAAAGCAUUCUUAAACCAAAGUGUGCUUUCCCAUUGCAGCAGAAGACUCAAUUUACAAAUGGAACACACUCAAUAUGUUCUGCUUCCAAGGCAAAGUUCACAAACCAAAACACCUACUUCCGGGUUUGCAGCAUUCUUAAUCCAAGUUGUUCAUAAACUAAGCUGUUCUUAAACUGUAUCCCUGUAUGCUUUCUAUAGUGUGUUGAUCCCAUCGUCUAUUCUGUGUAGAAUGUUGGUUGGUUUUACUUCUACCCAUAGGAAUUGUUUGACAGCACUCCUGUUGAUACUCUCAUCAAGAGACAUAAUGGCGCAUUUAGGUUUCAUUUGGGGGAAAGAGAUUUCAGAGCCCUCUUAUUAUACAGUUCAAGAGGUGCCCCCCCCCAAAGCAGUGACUUUCAAGAGCACCUUUCCCCGCAUACCUCAUAAUAAUCAGAGACAUAGGUGCUUCUGAAAAAUUAUCACAAGUCGUCCAAAAUAUUUGAAAACUGAGGUAGUAAUUGAAGAAACCUUGCCCUCUCUGAAUGACACUUCUACUUAAAAGAGGCUGCAUGCAUUCACCUACCAAGUUGCAUUUUGCAAAAUAUCAGAAACCUUUGGGAGUAGAUAGACACAGAUGCAUCUUAAAGCUCUGUGUGUUUAAAAGCCACAGGUGGCUCUCACUAUUUUGCUGUAAAACAUCUCAUCAGUCCAAGCUGCAGUAAUCAUUAUGGCAUUAAUGAUACAGACUCAUAUCUGGGGGACGAUGCAACAAGUUCUGCGAGCCCAAGAAGACUUUGGGUUUGUGUUUCUUGAAUAGCAAUGCAUCGUGUCAAAGUUCUUUUUGAAAUGAAAGUUUCCAAGAGCCUGCUGGCCAUAGGGUUCUGCCUAAAAUAUGUGUAUCUGUGUGUAUGUUAGGUUUCUAGCAUCUCUCUUUAAAAUUUCCGAGUGAAUUUAGUGCACUUGUACUUUUAAUGAAAAUUGUUUACCUGCCUUGAAUUUUGACUUUUAAAAACCUGGAUGGUAGUUGAAACAUUCCAGCAGAACUAAAAGGAAAGUGGGUUUAGUGAAGUUACUAACAGUAUGAUCCACAGUUCUGUUAAGCUAAGAGAAUGUUCAGCCUGAUCGGCUGUUUAUCCCCUUCUGUGUACUCAGGCUUACUCUCAGCUAAGCACAGACAUGGGAAUAUGACUUUACCUUUUAUUUCAGAGGGACUAGCAGCUUAGUCCUAACCACAUUUGUUAUUCAGAUGUCCCAUGCAGUCUGAAGAGGCUUACUUAUCAAGUACAUACAUUUAGAAGUGAAGCCUACAUUGGCAAAGAUUUGAAUACAUCUCCUUAAUUAGGCUGUGGAUUGUAUUGUAACAACAUACUUGUAGAGUCUGCACUUUAUACUAGGGUGGGGUGGGGAGGAAUCUAUUUUUAAAGAAGUUUCUUGCACUACUAGAAUUAUUUAACUGACAAUGUAUUUAGCUGACAAUGAAGGCUUAUAUAAAAAUAAAAUGUUUUGUUCUUGAUGAGGGGGUGAGGAGUAAGGGGUGGGUAUAAAUCAAAGAAGGGCUUGUUUAAUAUCUAAUUAGGGUGUUCACCACUUUUACUGCAUGUGGCUUCUUGGUCCACUUUUGUGGAAAAAGAGACUUUAAAACUGAAGAUAGAGUUUGAUCUCCUAGAAAGCCGAGGCAGAUUUUGGAAUUAUUCUCUGUAAAUGCCCUUUUUAAGCUACGAGUUAAAACAUCAACUGCAUACUUGCACCUGAGUGAGUUUUGCCCUUUUGAAACAGGGGUUGUAGCAACGUGAAUGGUCCCUGAAUUGCUUUCUAAAUGUCCUUGAAGGUUUACUGUGAAAUAGCAAUAUAUCAUUAGAAGUCUGGGGGACGGGGAGGACUAAUGCCCACUCCGCAGAUUUACAUGCCUUAUUCAUGUGACAUAUCUUCUCUAGACAAGUUUAUAUUUCCUGAGUAUUGACAGAAUUGGAAUUAAAUUAUAAGAUUAUUCGCUAAAUGUCGUGCUUUUUAAAAUUCAGUUCUAUAAGGCAUUGGUCAAAACCCAGCUCUCUUCUGAACAACCUAUCAAGAGUUCUGUUUCUGCUACUAGAAAGCAAUCCAGCGAAGUGGUUAAAGAAAGGUAAGAUUACUCGCAUUUAGAAAGUGAAACUUUUUGAUAGCAUAUUUCCUGACUUAAUAUUGUGUUUAAACUAGAACUGAUGCAAAAGCUGCACUGCUUUGUGAAGUCAUUGGGCACCACCCACCAUGAUGUAUAAUUUUCCACUUGCCCAGCCGAGAUGGUUGCUGGUGGAUUGUGGCCAUUGUCUUAAAGUUAGGUUGUGCUUUAUAUAUAUAUAUAUAAGCUUAAACUGAAUAUGUGCCUGUACUAAAUUUUGUAUGCAACGCCAAAAAUCACAGCACAAUAAUGAUUCGUUGAUGUUUGUCAAUAGUCUUGCUUAUUAGUCUUUUUUUUAAUAACCACACAAGUAUGUAGAAAGGCUUUUUAGAAUGUAGUAUAUAAGUUGGUAAUGCUUAUAGAGGCUACAUAUCUAAUUCACAGUGAAGCCUUGCAUGACUGAAAUAUUUGCUGUACGUGACUGACCAAUACUCACUUGCUUCAUAGAAGAAACUAACAUAGCAUUGUAUGUUCUGUAGAGCAAAACCGUGUGUGUUCCUUUUUCUUCCUCCUCAAGGGUGCAACUUCUCAAAUCAGCAUCCUAUCUGCAACAUUAAUUAAUAUCAAUGGAAUUUGUGCAAGGACUGCAUUUAAAUGGAUUGAUGUUCUUCCUUCUUCAGCACAGCUUAGUCAAUUGCAUUUCUGGGUUUCCCCCUCUAUGCACAAUGGGGCACUGGGUGGGAUGCUAAAAUGUCAGGGUUUCAGAUCAGUCAGACAUGGGCAUAGUACCCAAAUGUGGGAGAGUUCUGCCAGGCCUCUGUCCGCCUAAUCCCUCGACAGAACUGCAGAUCUAAGCAGCAUGAAAGACAAAAUAGAUUUGCACCUCCAGUAUAUCUCUCCAAACCCCAUCAGUGCGCAUCUGUUAAAUGGGAGCACAAGAGGUGCACUUAGAUCACCCGUUUUCUCCACUGCCUCCUGGCACUGUCUGUAUGCAUAACAACAUAAGAACCUUGACGGGUUGCAUCAAAGGUUCACCCAUUCCUGCAUCCUGAGUCUUUCUGUGGGCAGCCUGGUGCUUCCCAGGCAUGACAAUGGCAGCGCUCUCCCACGGUUUCGCCCCAGCCACUGGCAUUUAGUGAAACACUGCCUGGGAGCAUGGGAGUUUUUAUGGCCUACUCUCUUUUCUUUAGUUUUGUCCAAUUCCCUUUUCAAAACCUCUAAACCUACCCUGAGGCCCGUUUCCAAAAUGCCUUGUGGCAGCAAGUCCUUUAAUUGCUACAAAAUAAAAAAAAUCCCUUCCAGCAGCACCCUAGAGACCAACUAAGUUUGUUAUUGAUAUGAGCUUUCGUGUGCAUGCACACUUCUUCAGAUACACUGAAAUUUAAUUGCUGUGCUUUGUGUGAAGUGUUUUCCCCAUGCCUUUGCACUGGGAUGGGGAAACGGGAAGCAGAGCUCCAUUGAGCAUUAUGGGAUUCCUCUGCACAUGCUGUGCCUGUGCACCACUGGAUUUCCUAUCAAGAAAAUGUUUAUAACUUCUGCUCACAGGUUUCUCUAGUAAUGGUUCUAGAUUUUGAUUUGGCAUGGACCACUGUUGAAGAGAUGCAGCAACUGUCUUGAUUUUUGCAUUUUAUUAAAACAAUAUCUUAAUGAAAGGGGGCUCAUGUACCACAUUCAAACUAUGUUUCAAAGAGAGUUGCAACCCAGGAGUGCAUUGGCAUCUGUACAAAUACUGUACACAAAUUUCAAGAAGCUGAUGGUGGGAUUGCAUCCUUGCACCACAGGAGGGAGAUAGAGGUCAAAUUCAACGUUAUUAAAAAUGUUGCAGCAUUUUUAAGUAUCUAUAUAUCACCUGCGAAUCUGCUGAAUUUUAAACUUUUCUCUCACUGUUGUCAUAGCAAUUAGCAUAAUAUAUCAAAGCUGAAAACCAUAUAUAUGCAUUGUGAUGGUUUUAAAGUCUGAACACGAAAUGCUGCUGGAUGGUUUUUACUGAGCUGCGUGGAAAAAGAGAAAUAAAAAGUUGUGGUCGAAAACCCAGAACCAAUUUGCUUUUCCUGUCUUUUCCCAGUCUUGUCGUUCUUCUGUCUGUCUCGGCAGGAAACAACACUGCUGUCAGCUAUCCUUUUCAAUCUGUCUUUCUGCUGUCACAUAAAGUUGAAAGGGCAGCUAUACUGACACUGUCCAAGGUCCAAAGAACCGCUUUGAGGCUUUUUACAAUCAAGCAGUAUGAAAUAAAUAAGUAGAUAAAUGAUGGAACAAGUUCUGUGGGGCCUUCUGCAAAUAGUUGUCUGUCCUUUACCUCUUGGCGAGGAGAGUUUCAAAAUCAGUUUGCAAUAGGUGGUGGCUGCAGUGAUGGUAGUCAGAAGUGCAGAGGGGAAAAAAUCAAAUACCACUCUGUGUGUGUUUCAUAGGGAGUUGCCAGCCAAGUAUUGUCUACUCUGACUGGCAGCUCUCCAGUCCUCAGAACCGCCUGGUACCUGAUCCUUUUCACUGGAUAUGCCAAGGAUUGAACUGGAAUCUUACCAGUCAAUCAUAGUAUUUCCUUUUUAAAAAAUAAAUAAACUGUAUAUUUUUAGUCCAGUGGCCAUGCAUCUUUGGAAAGGAAUGAACAGACUAAAAAACUUAACAAGGCACAUCGUGGACGUGGCAGGUAUAUAAGAGAAGAAAAAAAUAGCAUAAGUAUAGAUUUUAAUAUACUGAAAUAAAUAAAAGGCCCACAAAAGAGCAUUGACAUUUAAUUGUAAGAUGUAUUUUAAUAGAAAUUGUAUUUUAAUAUUUUGCUGGAAGCCGCCCAGAGUGGCUGGGGAAACCCUGCCAGAUGGGCUGGGUAUAAAUAAUAAAUAAUAAAUAAUAAUAAUAAUUAUUAUUAUUAUUUAUUAUUUAUUGUAAGGAAAAAAUUGAGUGGGGAGGGGAAUAGACACAUGAGUUAAAUCAUGGAUGAGGAAAAUAAAAAGGGGGCAUACUAAUUAAAGCUGCUUCCCGAUGAAUUCAUACCUUGCGGGGAGACUACAUUGAGAUGGGACGAUUAUUAAGGUCCAUCAUAAAGGCCUACCAAAUACAAGCAUAAUCCUCAGGCUCUGCUGGCUCUUGCUAUUCUGGUUUUUGAAACUGUUUUAAAUAUUUUUUUGAUCUUUUCCCCUCCACCCCAGAAGAACUGUUUUUCAUAUUGAAUUUUAAGUUGUUGUAACCUGCCCUGGGACUGUAUAGCAACAGGUUAUAAAUGAAAUCUAAUAAUAGUUAUAAAAUAUUGAAUGUGGUGGACCAAGGGGGAAAUAUGUCUGUGUAGAUUGCAGAAGCGACUCAGAGGUCAGUGCAGUGCAAACACACUGGGAGGAACACCUGAUUGGUACUGCCAAUGUGUUUGUACGGCACAGACCUCCCCACUCCCUUCCCCUCUUCCUGUCAGUAAGCAACAGCUGCCCACCUGCUGGAAAGCUGGCAUAGAUGCUCCACCCAACCCAGUGAGCUGCUUGUGGUAGAUUGAGAAUGCCCUCCCUCCCCUACAAAGCUAUUAUGAAUUUGCUUGAAAUGCAGCAAAAUUUCACGGGGGGAUAACAAAUCUAGUCUUGGUAUGAUUUGCUUUUAGUUUGAGGUUACCUUGCUCACUGAAGUUUUCAGAGGUCCAUAGAGUGAUAUAGAGCAUGUGCUUUUGCAUUAAUACCAAAUAAAUAUUUAAAGCACGUGCAAGGUCAUGGUAUUGAAAGUGCUACGAACAACACUACUGUGCAUUAGUUGCUUUUCCUUUGUGCAGGAGGCCAGUUCUAACAAAAUGCACUAGAGGGAGCUCAUGUAUGUGGUACUGGAACAUGUCUGGUCAACUGUUUUCUGUUGUAUUGCAAGCCUCUCCUCACACAUUCACACAUUAUGCAUUGGCAGAGGCCAGUGUCCCCAUACAUCUCAUGCUUCCUUAUGUAUUGUGCUCCCUUGCACAUUUAUGUGAAAAUCUUAUAUCCUGUUAGCCAAACGUACUCGCCCCCAGUUAGAAUCAUGCACAAAUAGUUAACUGUGCACUUCAAAAGAGAAAAGAAUGGCCGGUCAAUUGAACCAAAGUUAAGAAAUGCAUAAAUAAACUUCCAGAAACCCCACAUUUUAAUCUGUAUUUGAUGGGGGAUUAUGCUGAUGGGGACUGAUGGGAGCUGGAGUCCCACAACAUCCAUUGGGCAUCACAUUGGCUACUCCUAAUGUAGUACAAUGCUUCUGGCACCCAUUAUUCCUGACUUUGGGACUUGGUCAGCUGCACAAUAAUAUUGUCCUGGAAUGUCUUGUUGAAUAAGGCAGGUAAUAAAUCCGGUUUCCACCAUAUAAAUCUGUGUGACAGAAAGGAUGCAGGUAGAGCUGGAGUCAGGAGUUUGGUAUUGUUGUGUGUGUGUUUUUAAAACAAUUUUUUAAUUGAUUUUUAAACAAAUACAAAUGCAAUAACCAUUAAACAUUUAUCCAGCAGUACAGCUGAUGGUGUUCGUUUUAGGAUUUUGAUACGGUUGAGUUCUUGCCUGCCCAAUAGCAUCACAGGAAGUUAGGCUCUAAAAAUCAAAGUAGUUUUCAGCUGGCUGUCCCUAAGAAGCAUAUGUUUUUAUGCCAGACAGAAGCUUCACUGCUGCUGGUGAAGAGUCUAGCUGUGUGUAAGACUACUGAGGGAGGGAGAGAGAGAAGCAAAUGGAAACACCUCCUCUGAUCAGGGACCAGCUGAGAACCUGGAAGGCAUGGGUCGUUCCCCCCUUCCUAUGAAGCAGGUUGUUGCCUAUGGCGCCUCAUGCUGCAAUAAAUCAGUUUGUCUCUUUAGUGCCCCAGAUUUCUCAGCAUUGCUGCAACAGAUGUAUUGAAUCGCUCCCACCUUGUGACAUGCUGACGGUGAGGUUGCAUUGGAGUGGAAUUGCUGUCAGCAGCAGCUUUGGUUUCCUUUGAUGUACGGAUUCUCAUCUGCAAGUUAAAAGAAUCCACGGGUUCGUUGAUUUAUUCUCAGCCAUGGUUCAUAGGCAGAUAUUUUCAUCAGCCACCAACCAUUGCAAUUUGCUUAGAAAGUGCCAAUGUGUAUAAAUACACCUAUGCAUAUAAGAUUGCCAUACUAUAUUUAAAAUUAUACCAUUUAAAACUGGGAGAGCAUCCUCGUGGGCCUUAUUUUAAUAUCAGUCACUAGAAAUUAUGCCGUCCCAGGCUUCUUUGAUUUAGGCUCGCCCAUGGGUUAAAGAAACGCUCUGAAGAUGGCCUGUCCUUGUCAGAGAAGUUUUCAGCUUCUUUUGAUCUGACAGAGAUCAGGCUGUUUAGCCUCGAGCAAUUCACUGUGAUCUCAGUGUUUUUCGAAGUACUUCCAUCCACCUACUGAUUUUAUUUAAUUCUAGGCUAUUACCAAGCUAGCGUACUUGUGUGCCCCUUCAGGUCACUUGCUAUAACGUGCAUAGCCUUUAUUCUACGAUGCUCAGAAAUGACCAUAAUUAGAGCGGCCCUAGCGAUUUCUGUCCAGUACAGCUUGCAGACAUACACAGGCAUUCCUAGAUGUUGCUCAAUCCUCAAAUGCGUUUGCAUCCUGUCCCCUUGUGAAGAAGGAGCAGAUGCAUUGCUGAAGAAGAAUGCAGAGCCAGGUAGACAGGAGUUCUGUCAGCGUUCAGCCCUGCCCAGACCUUGAACCUCAGGUCUCUUCAGGGGCAGGACCUUCUAGCAGAUCUCACGCUUACCAGUGUGGAGGAGACAUCCAAUUGGAACAUCCCUGCCACAGCUUUGGAGGUCCCCAUACCAUUUGCCUGGGAUGCUGGCUGGUUCUUAGACACCCCCCCCCCAUCUUCCCUUGGAGCAGAGGUGGCAGCAAACCAGCCAUGCAGCUUCACAGCCGCUGGUGAAGUGACUAGCUGCAAGUCAGGCUUUGACCAGGCCCUGAGAGAAAGGGGCAGAUUGGGGCCUUGGUCUUAGUGGUUUCAUUGCUGAAGCAUUUGCUCUCCUUCAAGCUCUAGCCUUCCUGACCUUGGGGAAAGGGACUCCUACUCAUGCAGAAGCUUCUUCUUCUCUUUUGUGAUGAGAAUGUUCCAUGUAUGCAUAGGGAUGUUCCAUGUAUCAUUAUCAUUAUUAAUUUGUACCCCGCCCAUCUGACUGGGUUGCCCCAGACACUCUGGGCGGCUUCCAGCAUAUAUAAAAACAUAUUAAAACAUUAAACCUUAAAAAGCUUCACUAUAUAGGACUGCUUUCAGAUGUCUCCUAAAAUAUAUAUAAUUAUUCAUCUCCUUGACAUCUGAUGGGAGGGCAUUCCACAGGGUGGGCGCCACUACCGAAAAUGCCCUCUGCUUGGUUCCCUGUAACCUCACUUCUCGCAAUGCGGGAGCUGCCAGAAGGUCCUUGGUGCUGGAUCUCAGUGUCUGGGCUGAACGAUGGGGUUGGAGACGCUCCUUCAGGUAUACUGGGCCCGAGGCCAUUUAGGGCUUUAAAGGUCAGCACUAACACUUUGAAUUGUGCUCGGAAACUUACUGGGAGCCAAUGUAGGUCUUUCAGGACCGGUGUUCUAUGGUCCCGGCGGCCACUCCCAAUCACCAGUCUAGCUGGCGCAUUCUGGAUUAGUUGUAGUUUCCAAGUCACCUUCAAAGGUAGCCCCAUGUAAGUGCGCAUUGCAGUAGUCCAAGCUAGAGAUAACCAGCGCAUGUACCACUCUGGUGAGACAAUGCACAGGUAGGUAGGGUCUCAGCUGGUGUACCCGGUGGAACUGGUAGACAGCUGCCCUGAACACAAGUAUGCAGGAGGAGUUUCUCCUGUAGAUGGAAAACUAUAUGAGAGAAUGAUAAUACUGUGGGUGCUGUGUGAGAACAUGCAGACACACAUGCUGAGAUUGCUGUGUAACCAAAAAAUUAUAUAUAUGGGAGUUGUAAUGUAACAGCAUCUCAAGGGACACAGGUUCCCUUCCCCUGAACUAGACAAAUUGCUUUUUCAAGUCUUGUCUAUAAAUAGCUAGUCAUUGAUUUGGAAACAGUAUACUUGCUUAUAGUUUUAUUCAAAUGAAGGAGGAUGUUGGGUCUUGCUGCUUUCUUUGCCUUGGUUCCACCUAUUCUCCAGCAGCAGUAUGAAUCCUGCUGUCCUGUAACAGGCUUUUGAAUUGAAUUCAUUCUGUAUAUUGAUGAAGAGCGUGAGAAGAUCCUGCUGGAUCAGGCCAAUGGCCCAACUAGUCCGGCAUCCCAAUGGCCAACCAGAUGCUUAUGGGAAACUUGAAAGCUGGACCUGAGCACAACAGCACUCCCCACUCCUGUGAUUCCUAGCAAAUGUAAUUCAGAGACAAAAUUGCUCUGACAGUGGACAUAGAACCUAGCCAUCGUACAUACACCAUCAAAUUGAAAGAGACAAUACAGUGUAACUGUAAAUUAUUUCCUAAUUGUUGUUGUUUAGUCGUUUAGUUGUGUCCGACUCUUCGUGACCCCAUGGACCAGAGCAUGCCAGGCACUCCUGUCUUCCACUGCCUCCCGCAGUUUGGUCAGACUCAUGCUGGUAGCUUCGAGAACACUGUCCAACCAUCUUGUCCUCUGUUGUUCCCUUCUCCUUGUGCCCUCCAUCUUUCCCAACAUCAGGGUCUUUUCCAGGGAGUCUUCUCUUCUCAUGAGGUGGCCAAAGUAUUGGAGCCUCAGCUUCACGAUCUGUCCUUCCAGUGACCACUCAGGGCUGAUUUCCUUCAGAAUGGAUAGGUUUGUUCUUCUUGCAGUCCAUGGGACUCUCAAGAGUCUCCUCCAGCACCAUAAUUCAAAAGCAUCAAUUCUUCGGCGAUCAGCCUUCUUUAUGGUCCAGCUCUCACUUCCAUACAUCACUACUGGGAAAACCAUGGCUUUAACUAUACGGACCUUUGUUGGCAAGGUGAUGUCAGUGGGACUUGCUUCAUAGGUUAGGGGUGGCUAGCCUGUGACCCACAAGAUGCCCUUGGAUUUGGCUCCCAUCAUCCCUUACCAUUGGCUAUGCUGGCUGAAGUGAUGGGAGCUGGAACUCAAUGACGUAUGAGCAACCACAGGUUCCCCAUCCUUGAUCUAGGUGAUGUGGGUGAGAUGACUGGAUCUGAAGCCCGACUGUCCCUAGGGCUUUAUGAAUGAAAUUGGUUUGGAGCACUCCCCCUCAAGAGGUUAUUUUCUGAUCUUCUUUGAUCAUGUCUUCAGAUAUACGUAGAAACCUUUGGGCAAGGUGCAGAAAGCAACUUCGUGUUUACCCAAAGGGCAUAUAUAUAUACCCUGUUGGUUCACUGCCAUCACCUCUACUUGGGACAUUGAACUCCCGUCUCCUAUUGCAAACUGCUGUUGAAACUCUCCAAAGGGAGGCUGGCUUAGGAGGGGAAAUACCAAAUUAAAUGCAUAGUUCUUUGGAGUCUGGCUGUUGAUCGGACAUAACAGUGGCCAAUCAGUUUGCAUGGAAUGUAAAUAAUUGAAAUAGUUUUGCUUUUCUGUCUUCUUUUCCAAGCAGUGUUAACUGUUAACAUAUUUGCUUUUUCCCCUCCUCAGAGCUUUACAGACUGUUCAGUUGGGAUAUGCAGAUGUCUUGGAUUACCUUGUUAGAAGCCAGAAGCUUGAUCUCAGUGUUGCUGAUGAAAAGAACAGAAAUCUAAUAUUUUUAGCCACUAUAUAUGAUCAGUCAAAGAUCUUGGAUUAUUUCCUUGAAAUGGUCAGUCACUCAGAAGAUUCACAUUUACAUUUAUUUUUUAGGUUUUUGAAACUCUUAUUAUAAAGCAGGAGGUGUGGAAGAUGUUACGCCUGCAGACCUAUGCACAUUUACAUGGGAGUAAGCCAUGUGGGAGAGAAUUACAUUUACUUCUGAGUAAGCUUGUCUAGGAUUGCACUGUAAAUUGCUAUUUAGGUGUAACUUUGAUUCUGAUAUGCACUCUCAUUCCCUUAGAUUUAAAAAAAUUCGGAUUCAUUUUUUAUGAUAACGUGAAUUUGCAAACAUGUCACAUUUACACUUUAGAUGUUUUGCCAUCUACCGUAUUUUUUGCUCUAUAAGACUCACUUUUUCCCUCCUAAAAAGUAAGGGGAAAUAUGUGUGCAUCUUAUGGAGCGAAUGCAGGCUGCACAGCUAUCCCAGAAGCCAGAACAGCAAGUGGGAUUGCUGCUUUCACUGCGUAGCGAUCCCUCUUGCUGUUCUGGCUUCUGAGAUUCAGAAUAUUUUUUUCUUGUUUUCCUCCUCCAAAAACUAGGUGCGUCUUGUGGUCUGGUGCAUCUUAUAGAGCGAAAAAUACGGUGCUUAAAGCAGGCGUGGGGAACAUUUGGCCCUCCAGAUGUUGCUGAGUGACAUCUCCUAGCAUCCCAGGCCACUGGCCAUAUAUGCUGGGGCUGAUGAGAGUUGUUCUUCAGCAACAUCUGGAGGACCAAAGAAUCCCCAUAUCCAACCUAAAAUGUCUUUGGUACACAUCUGAAACUACAAUGUGUGAAGCAACCUUCAGCGGUGUGAGGCUGAGUUAAAUGACUGCUUCUGAAAACUGCACAGCUGUUGAUCCAUUAUCCCCCAAGGGUAAUGUGCAGGCUUAUGGAGUGGUGAUUGUUCAAAUUCCACAUGGUGUUGCAAUUGUCUUUUUGCAGAAGCAAGCUGGUGUCAACUUUAUUAGUUCAGGGAAACGUUUGAAUUGAUGCCUGCCUCCCAAACUCAGUAGCAUCUCUCGGAAAUUGUUUUCCUUGGAAGCGUGAAUUACAGGGAGAUGAGCUCCUCAAUAAGCUCAGAAGUAAUUUACAGUGAAUUCCUCGGCUUAUCCACUCAGAAGUAAGUUCCACAGAGUUCAGUGGGACUUAUUUCUAGGCAAGAUUAGCACAGAACAGAAAAAGGCCAGUGUUGCAAUCGGAAUUCUUAUAAAAGAGUUUAUAAGACACCAGACUUACAAUGGAUGCCGUAAGUAUUGAGAGGCUCUGCGGAGGUACUGUUUCUUCUUAACACCCAAGAGGUCCUCAUCUUGAUCAAGAGCCAUCAUUAUCUUCAUAAAUGGUGGCGUUGGUGAUGAUGACAACAAUUACUGAUGAGGUUAUACAAGUUGAGCAUGCUCAGUCGGCAUGGAAUGCUGACCUGGGGUGGGGGCGAGAGCAGGGUGAUGGAGUGACAGGGAGAAUGAAAAAUCCAAGCCACUCUUCCUCUAGGUCCUGCAUCUCACAUUUGGGUCCCUCCUCCAGCUCACUCCAUUUCAACCCCAAUUCUUUUCUGCAACCACGUUCAUCUAUCUCAAAAUUUAGAUACUGCUUGAAUAAGUGGCUUACAAAAGCUGUGCAAAGCUGAGCAUUUAAAAGAAUUGAGAAGAAUUCUGCUGGAUCAGACUGAAGACCUAACUUCUUAGUCCAACAUCUUGCUUCCCACAGUGAUCAGCAAGAUACCUCCAGGAAGCCAAAAAGCACAGGGCAUGAAGGCAAUGGCCCUCUCUUGCUACUCAGUGGUAUACUGGCUCUGAACUUGGAGGUUCUAUCCUAGAAAGCAGCAAAGGGGCAAACACUCCUUCCCCCUCCAUUACUGGAUCUCUGUUGCUUCUUGGAGAAAAGACAUUUUUUUCACACACAAAAUGAUAACUGAAUCAAAGUGGAAAUUAAAACAAGGCUGGGACUUCUCUCAUGUACCCCAAACCAGCGUUAAGCAGGAUUGAUCUCUCAGCUGGUGCAUGGAGAAGUCAACCCUCCUCCCCCUACCUCUACAGGCCAACCUUGACAGGUGGGCACCAUCACCCACCUGUCAAUCAUCUGAUGUAAUUAAGGUGUCUGGUGAUUGACAAAUGAGCCCACCACCUGUCAUAGUUGGCCCAUGAGGUUGCCAGUGGUGGUGGGAGAUAGAGAUGGGAAACCUUUUUGGCCUUCUGGGCCAGAUCUUUGUUAUAUGGCAGUGGUUCCCCAUUAGCUAAGUACUGUGUACCCCCUGUUUUUCAAAAGCCAAGCCAUGGAAACCCUUCUUUUGAAAUAAUGGAUAUCUCUAGGGUAGUUUUUGUAAUGUGAAUUGUGCCACAGACCCCCUGGGUGGGUUACUCCCACGGGUCCUCAGGCCACCAGUUGGGAACCACUGUUAUAUGGCAUUUGCUUUUCCAUUUCAUUUGAUAAAACUGUCCUGUCAUUGCAAAGGCAGACAGGUCUUCUCUUUCUAAACUCCUGAUAGUCUAGAAAGCUAUGUGCUCUACAGGGAAGGGAAUGAACUUCCUUUUGUGGUGAGGUCACUUGGGUAAAGGGCAAAAAGGUUGCUGCUGCCUCCUAAGCAGGCAUUGCUUCCUAGUGCCUGGAUUUGCAGGAAUUCUGCAACUCCCGUGCUGAUGCACAGUUCUAUUUUAAACUGUCGUACCCUGAGUCAUGACAGUCUGGAGUAGUAUUGCUUCCCUUGCGUAUUGCUGUCUUUCCACGAUUUCAACAGGGAUCUUUCCUAUCUCCGGCUCUUUAGCUAGAGAUUGCAGGAAUUGAACCUGACUCUUCAUGUGUGGGAAGCUUCAGAUCUUCCAGAGAUGUGCCCCAUUCCACGCUCUGUUGCUGCAUUGCGAUGGUGAAGUGGAACCUCCAGGUUCAGAGGCAGUACAGUGCUAAAUAACAGUUCAUGAGCAAGAAAUGUGUGCAAUUGUCUUCAUGCCUUUAGUGUGGACUUCCCAGAAGGUACUGACUCUGCACUGUAGGAAAUGAGACGCAGUACCAGUUGGACCUUUGGACUGAUCCACAAGGGCUUGAUUUACCGUAUGUCACUGUAAGUCUUUUAAAAUGCAAGUCUUUAUACGCUCUAAAUCCCCAAGCGUUUUGUAAAACUCCAAAACCGUCAAUGAGAUUUCUGAUGCUGCUGUACUUACGUAGUUAAAUUUAUUUCAACAUUGGUUCUAGCCUAUCUGAAGAGAGGUGAGGUGGGAGGUUUUUUUUGGGGGGGUAUUUUUACAUUAAGACCUAACCGAAUAACAAAACUUAUUUCUCCAUGAGUUUUCUAGGUGGUUUAGAAAUGGAAAUUACUUUAGUUUUAAAACUUCAAGGCAAAUGAGAAUUAGAGAUGAAAGUGACCUAGAAAUCAAAAAAAUUAAUGCAUUGACAAAAUGGGUCCAGCAACAAAAUUUUGCAGCAUGGAGUGUUUCCGUUUAGGGUUACAACCAACCAUAUUCUUUACUGGGAGAGCUCUUUUAUUCCCCUUCCCUGGGUUUUGUGCAGUCCAGCAUUCUGUGUCCAUUGAGCAUGCUCAGUCCUUAUUGAGCUGUUUUGGAAAUCUUAGGGUUCUCAAAAGCCUGCUGAUAUUUCCUUUGGUGUGGAUGUGUGCAAUUUUGGCUACAUAAGACUCUACAUUCACAUAAUGAGUUUGCUAUUAGUAUACAGUGGUACCUUGGUUCUCAAACUUAAUCUGUUCUGGAAGUCUAUUCCAAAACCAAAGCAUUCCAAAACCUAAGCUGCACUUUCCCAUAGAAAGUAAUGCAAAAUGGAUUAAUCCGUUCCAGACUUUUAAAAACAACCCCUAAAACAAAAAUUUAACAUGAAUUUUACUAUCUAACGAGACCAUUGAUCCAUAAAAUGAAAGGAAUAAACAGUGUACUGUAGUCACACAAUCGAUCCAUCAGUAGCCGAACUGGGUUCCACACAGUCACAAAAACAAAACAAAAAGAGCUGCAAAAACAAAAACGCAAAAUAAAUAGCAAAAACAGACAGAUCUCAGCGUAACACUCAAAACGUGUGGCACUCAAAUUGGAAGCAUAACACUCAAAACGGAGCAUAUUCAACUUCCAAAAAAAGUUCGCAAACUUCUGGGUUUGCAGUGUUUGGGUUCCAAGUUGUUUGGGUACCAAGGUACCACUGUACAAUAUGCUAGCAGUGUUACUCAGGAAUUCUAAGAAACCAAAAAAUCAGUGCAAUUUUGAAAGGUUCAGUUUGCCAUCUUCAUUCUAAAUGGUGUCCAACUGUAUCCAAACAUAGGUGGAUCUCGUGAUCUCCUUGAUCUCGUGAACCAUCGUGCAAAAUACGUUUAUGAUAUCUUAAGAGGAGGCGUGCAAAUGCAUAACUUGUAACAUUUCUCCCCAAAUAUAUAGUAGAUUAUGUAGGAAAGUGCACAAAAUGCCGGCUUUCUGAUUUUAUUCUAGCUGGCCCUUAGCUCUGCUUCGGUGGGUGAGCAGUAUUUCCUGCUAAUUUUCCAGGCUCUUCCUGUGCCCAACAUAAACCAAGUAGCAGAAAAUGGAAACACGGCACUUCAUGCCGCAGUAAACACUGGAAAAAUGCAUCUCGUGUCUUCACUCUUGCAUUACCCUGGAAUUAACGUGAACGUCCCAAAUCCACAGUGUGAUGGGGCGACUGCGUUACAUCUUGCUAUUGCUUACGGUAAUGCUUCAAACCUUUUUUUUUAAAUAAGUUUUGAUUUUAAGGUAGUUCUGUCAUUUUUCAAGUGCAAGGAGGUAAUACAGGUGUUUUGCCCCUCUUUCUUAUGGCCAAAUUAGAGGAAACAGUGGAGAUUGUGGUCAGAUAGAAGCAGUCCAGUGUUGGGGGGAAAUUGAGAGUUGGAGGAGGUUUUUACAAUCCUUUCUUCCUAUGCAAGGGGUAGGGAAAUCUCAGGAUUGGGGACCAAGUCUCUCUGCCUGGGUAGAAAGCCUAGUUAGUGCUUCCCCAGCUUUGGGAAGGAGUUGGGAGGGCUCUAGGACCCCGCCAGAGCCCUCACGCCCCCUUACCUGCCUUUGGGAAGGCGGGGUUGGGGGUGGGUUUGGCCUUGCACAGGGUGUCAUAGUACCCAACUCCACCACCCUCUCAUUCCAGGCCACACCCCCUCCCUGGCCCUGCUUCAUGCCCUGAGAUUGCCUAGCUCAGGGUUCAGCAAACGUUUGCCCCACAAAUAACCCAGAGAUGCAUUUUAAAUAAAAGCACACAUUCUACUCAUGUAAAAACACCAGGCAGGCCCCACAAAUAACCCAGAGAUGCAUUUCAAAUAAAAGGACACAUUCUACUCAUGUAAAAACGUGCUGAUUCCUGGACCAUCCACAGGCCGGAUUUAGAAGGCGAUUGGGCUGGAUCCGGCCCCCGGGCCUUAAUUUGCCUACCCAUGGCCUAGCUGGAAUGUGCUCCUGAACUCUGACAAUGCAUCUUGCAUGUCUGGAUGGAGGUUAAGAGAGGGGGUGUUGGUAGAAACUAGCCAACUGCACAAAGGUAAACUUUACAUGUGUUGCUCUGCUUACUUUUGCAUCUGGCACCACCCACCACUGGCAUGUGGCCCUUGGAAGGUAGCCCAGAAGGGAAUGUGGCCCUCAGUUUGCAAAAGGUUCCUGCCCUGUGACAUUUUCUUGAUGAUAAAAUCAUUCCCACCCAUUUGCUCCCUAAAGGAAAGCAUAUGCAUGCCAUUAUCCAUAGGUCUUAAUGGGGCAUAUAACAGCUUUGGGCAGUGGUGCCAUCCUGGCACGGCUCUGGGCAAAUGUCUAGGGCCCCACUGAAUAACAGGAAGAUCCCCAAAUGCAGCCGUGCCGGCUUACCACAUUUUAAAAGUUAAGUUCUUGUUGUUAGCAUCCGUCUGUCUCGAGAGACAAUGGAGUGCACCUCUGGGGUUGAGACUGCAAUCCUAUAUACCUGUUUACCUGGGAGUGAGUCCCACUUGACUCAGUGGGCGUUUCUUUUCCGUAAGCAUCGGAUUGUGUUAUAAGUGAUGUAAUACACAUUAAUACACAGUGACUGCAUGCCUGGCAUCAGGGUGUGUGUGGAGAGGUCAGUUUCAUAAACCACAGUGCUAAAUAUGCUACAGAAUAGGGACACUGGGAACUCUACUCCAGCACUGCCAUCUUAGAGGAGCUCUCUUAUAAAAGUUUCUAUCUGCUCCCAGUGCUGGGUUCCUUUAUCAUUCAGGUGUAGGGGAGGGAGAAGUAGACUACACUGACAAUGUUAAGUAGAUCUCAAUAUACUUGUUGUCUGCCCUGUUUGACACGGAAAAUUGUUAUGCAUGCCGCAUACAAUACCAUACAUACCUGUCAGGUUGUUUGUUUGUUUGUUUUUAAAAUCCAGAACAUCUAGUCUUGUCCCUGCCCUGACCUUAAAGUCCCAACAGUUUCAAACCACAACAAAAUUUAAAGACAAAAAUAAAUCACAAGUAUUCUAAAAGGUGCAUUAAUAUUCCUAAAGGUCAUGUUAACAUAGAUAUCAUAAUUAAGAUGCUUCCUGUUUUCAUGUUUUAAGUCUGAAAGGUAAAUUUGAAAUAUUUCACUUGGUAAAUUCUAAUCCACAUAUCUGUUGCUAAGCUAGUUAGGAGAUGAUUAUGAAACUUGGCUAAAACAGAUAGAUAAAAUCAAAAGUCUUGGAAGCCCCGGAUUAAGUUCCUGAGAUCUGAGCAAUACAACAAAUCAUCAAGUUGAAAUCCUAGUGUUAAUGGGUUAUCUUCACAAACCUAUAAAAGUUGAUUUUAUAGCUUGGGAGGGCUUAGUUGCAGAGCAUACACAUUUGAAGCAGAAUGUUCCAAGUCCAUUGCCUAGUCUCUCCAAUUUAAAAAUGCACACCAGGUAGUGGGUGAUGGAGAAGACAUCUGUCUGGUACCCCAGAGUAAGAGUGGAGAGCCUCAAAACGUUGUGAGACUCCUAACUCCCAUCAGACUCAGCCAGCAAACAGGGAUAGUGGAAGUUACCAACACCUGAAGGGUCACUAGUUCCCCAUCCUUGUCCUAAAUUGUUGGAAUUUGUUGGCAACCCUUUCUCUCCGGAGACAAGGGAGGCGUGCACCUUUGGGGGUGAAGUUAAACUAUUGCAGAGCAUGAUAGAUAGAUAAACUGUUGAUAUUGCUCUGUGUGAGGCAGCUUUGGGUGGUUGUAGAAAAUAUAUUCUAUGCCAAAAUACAUUUACCUCAUUCUUUCUCUCUUUUAAAAUCUAUUUAGGGCACCUGGGAAUUUGCUAUUUGUUGCUGAAUGCCACCGCUGAUGUAGAAAGUCCCAUGGGAGGGUUGACACCUUUGCAACUUGCCGUGAUGUUUGGGAAUGAAACUAUAAUCGCCCUUAUCAAAAUGCACGUAAAGAAAUUUAAACUUGAAAAUAAAAUGUUUGCCUGA
Messenger RNA from Podarcis lilfordi (Lilford's wall lizard), 24712 nucleotides. The record is from the annotation of a GenBank genome assembly. Lineage: Eukaryota; Metazoa; Chordata; Lepidosauria; Squamata; Lacertidae.